AUGUCAGAAAUGAAGCUGGUUAGCUUUUUAUCAGAUAGUACACCUCUGUAUGCCAUCCUGUCACCUACGGAAGGUGACAAUGAGUUCCUUUUUGAUAUCCUCUUUGACAUGGCGAAGAGCAUAUCUUUCUAUUCCAAGCUUGAAGCAGCAGCGCAGCAAUUUGCUAGAGAAAAUCCCAGUAUCAGCAGUGCUGGGCUGUACGAGGCAUUAAACUCUAUGUAUGCCAGCUAUCAAGAUGCGACUCUAUGCUACACAUAUCUUUCUGAUGUACCAACAAAUGUUAAUACCAAAUAUCCAGAUUCUGAAUCUGCGUGCAGCAGAUGGUUUCUACUCGGUUUCACUCUCCAGGAACCGUUAGCACCGAAAGAAGUGAUCUUACUUCCCUCCGAGUGGAAGGUGUUAGAGAAGAAGACUGGCUUAUAUGAGAUAUUAACCAAAAUCACAGGUACUGGUAUUGAAUACCUUUCUCACCAAGUUCCUCUCUCUUCUACUUCAAUCACCAAGCGAAUGUCCUGGAUGGCAAAACGACAGGCAUCUCGCCUGGAAGACAUGGCAUAUUGUCUGCUAGGAAUUUUCAGUCUGGAUAUGCCCUUACGAUACGGCGAACGAGAUCGGGCAUUCAUCCGUUUGCAAGAAUAG
Molecule: messenger RNA, 639 nt
Organism: Aspergillus alliaceus
Lineage: Eukaryota; Fungi; Ascomycota; Eurotiomycetes; Eurotiales; Aspergillaceae
Exons: 2
Coding region: 1-639 (212 amino acids)
Source: RefSeq, a predicted model, not a curated record